UCCUUGUAUCGUGAAUCUGUUUAGUGUGAAUAAAUUCAGUCCCUGCAAGCAGCGACAGAGAAACGGAGCUUUUUCCAAACUCAGUUGAUUGAGAGAAAUGAUUCAGUGAGUCGACUCAUCGCCAAUCAGAAAUUAGGAUGUUGUUGUUUCCGUUUAAAUCACGCGAUUCUGCCGCGAGCGGUUCGUUACUAAGCAACAUGGAUGCGCGCGCACAUGGAGUGUAAGUUGGAAUGCUGCAGGACAAAGUGUUGAAACACAGAAGAACUCCUGCUGAAGCAACUGAGAUAUAUGUGACUCACGAUUAUAAAGAUGGCGUUUAUUAAAGAGGAGAGUGAAGACAUAAAGAUCGAAGAAACAUUCACAAUCAAACAAGAAGAGACUGAGGAACAAACAGACCUGGCGUUGAAAAAAGAGAAAGAAGUACUCAAUGAUCAAUACGAGAAUCUGCAUGAUUUCACAGCUGGAAAAAAAUCUUUUAGGCAUUCACAGACUGAAAAGAUUUCCACACGAGAAAAAGCUCAAAAGACUGGAACAACUAGAAGUGAUUUCACUUGCCUUCGGUUUGGAAAGAGUUAUAAUCAACAAGGAAACCUUAAAGUCCACAUUGGGAAGACCCCUUUCAGUUGCCAACACUGUGGAAAAGGUUUCACUUAUAAAGUAAGUCUUGACAGGCAUAUAAAAAUUCACACUGGAGAAAAGCCUUACACCUGCCAACAAUGUGGAAAAAGUUUCCGUCAUCAAGGAAACCUUAGCCACCACAUGAGAAUUCACACUGGAGAAAAGCCUUACACCUGCAAACAGUGUGGAAAAAGUUUCAGUCAACAUGGAAGCCUUAGAAACCACAUGAGAAUACACACUGGAGAAAAGCCUUACACCUGCAAACAGUGUGGACAAAGUUACGCUCAGAAAGGAAGCCUUAACUGGCACAUGACUGUUCACACUGGAGAAAAGCUUUACACAUGCCCUCAGUGUGGAAAGAGUUUCCGUCAGCAUGGAAACCUUAACACCCACAUCAGAAUUCACACUGGAGAGAAGCCUUACAUCUGCCAACAGUGUGGAAAAGGUUUCACUCAUAAAGGAAGCCUUGACUGGCACAUGAGAAUUCACACCGAAGAAAACCCUCACACCUGCCAACACUGUGGAAAAGGUUUCACUUAUAAAGUAAGUCUUGACAGGCAUAUAAAAAUUCACACUGGAGAAAAGCUUUAGACCUGCCAGCAGUGUGGUGAGAGUUUUGCUCAAUUUGUAAACCUUGAAGUCCACAUGAGAACACACAAUGGAGAGAGUCCCUUCACCUGCCAACAGCGUAGACAAAGUUUCAGUCAUCAAGGAAACCUUAGCCACCACAUGAGAAUUCACACUGGAGAGAAGCCUUACACCUGCAAACAGUGUGGACAAAAUUUCACUCAGAAAGAAAGCCUUAACUGACACAUGACUGUUCACACUGGAGAAAAGUCUUACUCAUGCCAACAAAGUGUAGAAGUAUUUUCACUCAAAAAGGAAACUUAAACAGGCACACAUGAAUUCACACAGACUAGAAGCCUUACACCUGCCAACAGCAUUAAGAGAGUUUUACUCAACAUGGAAACCUUAAGAGUCCUCAUGAGAAUUCACACCGCAAUAAAACCCUUACACCUGCCCAAAGCGAGUAGAAUUGUCAAAGAUGGAUCAAUACCAACUGUUUGUCCAACUUCGUAUUCAGAACAUGUAAGUACAGCACAUUAUAUUUUGUGAAUGUGCUUGUUAGCACACUGUACGGUCAAUGUGGCUUAAGUUACCACUGUCUCUGACUGUAUUCAUGAAGAUCUGUUGUUAGUUUUAUUUUUAAGAGGUAAUAAAAUUGUGUUUCUGAAUUUUACAGGCAGUGAGCAUUUUGGGGUUAAAAUCACAAGCUCUUGUCUCUGUGAAUACAGUAAGAGACAAUAGCAACUUUAGCCACAUAAGCAUAUUCAGAAAGGCUUUUGCAAACACACUUUAUAAAGUGCGAUACUUAUGUGUUGUGGAUAUGAAGGUGGACCACGAAGAGUUGGUAUUGAUCCAUCUUUGAGAAGCAACCUUUCUGCAAAUCCUGCGUUGUACUUGGGUGGCAAGUGUAAUAUUGUUAACACUAGUUUAUUGAAUUUAUUAUUAUUAACUAAUGCCAGAGGCUUUAUUUUUAAAUUUAUGUAAGGAAAAACCGUGAUGAAUGGUCAUGUGAUCACAAGCACAAUAAUGUUGUGUUAUUUUUAUAUUUCUUUAUACAUUUAUAAUUUGUAUUUCUUUGUUUCACUUGGUAUUGCUUUUCCCUUUGUAUGAAAUUGUUAAUCUAUAUAAAAUGUUCAGGAAACACUGUUCACAUAAGAUAUGUCGUGUGUAAGCGCGAGGGUAGAGCUGAUGUCAUUUCUGAUGAGCAUGAUGUAUGUUUUUAUAAGCUUCUCGAAAAAGUGUUCAAAUAUGGUUAAUUACUUACUGUUUAUAGAUUUUCUGCACAAAAUGUGUUUAUUUGUUAAUUUUUCUUUAUUAAGAGAUUAGUACUCCAAGUAUAAACACGAGUAUGUUUAAUUGAAACAUUAACUACUCGUGGAUGUUGAUGAGUUUUGUUUUAUGACGAUGCAUACUUGGAUAAAACUUUUAACUCUGUUUCACCGGUGUUAUGAGUUACACAUUUAUGAUUGUGUGAAGUUUUAUGUUUACCUUUAAUGAUCCAUGAGAGGUUUGAAUGUAUUUCCUGUAAUAUGAACAUACAUUGUAACAGUAUGCAAUGAUUGACAGGCACGGAUGGUGUCUGUUAUACUUUGAUACAGGUAUCUAAAUGGAUCAUUAUAGUAUUUUUCUUUUCCUGUAUUUUUUUUUCUCAUAUUAUUAUUGUAUUUGUUUCUAUAAUCGUUAUUGUAUGCUAUAACUCUCUCUUGCAUGGGAUGUUAUUGCGAUGAGAGGCACGGCUAGACCAGAUAUUCUCCUGUUACUAUCUGAUGGUGUCUGUUAUACUUUAAUACAGAAACUGAGAAGCCGGAAGUAAACCACAAGGUCUCUUUUAUUAUCGACACGCACAACGAAGAAGAUGACCCAUUACAAUUGCAAAGCAGUCCCGUGCACAAACAUACAAAUGUAGCUAAUUUCCCAGCACACAAUUGAAAAGAAUCCACUGCAUCCUCAGUGGCUGAGAUUCUGGGAGUUUAUUAUUGCAGCCAAACAUUACAGUGUUUAAAUAGCUGAGACAUGGUGGGAUCUGUGCUAAUAGGGCAGAGAUUGUCACCAGUGGGCGGGGCUUUUCCAUACUAUGACGUCAUCAUAGGGAGAAAACUGGAACAGCCUGUUCUCAGAUAAUGAGAACUUAUUUAUGGGGAUUAAAUUAAAAAAACGUUUUUUUGUUGUUGUUUUUUUAUGAUUAUAGGGUGGUUGUUUACACACACUGUGGACACGCAUUAAUGCUCAAUCGCCACGUAAAAUUAUAAUAGGUCCUCUUUAAUUAAUUUGUUUAUUUUUGUUAAUAACUGGUCUGGUUCUCACCUUAUUGAUGAGCAGGAAUUUAAUUGUGAGUAAAGCUGCAAAUUCCUUCAUUAAUGUCAGCUGCCUUCAUAAUAAUCCUCUUGCCUUAUAGCUAUGGAAUGUUAAAUAAUUACUAACUAUGUCUCUUUUCUCUUACAUAGAUAUCUCAAAGAGUAGAGAUUAUCCACCUGUGCAGCCACUCUUAAAGGGGUCAUAUGGCAUUGCUAAAAAGUGUUUAUGUGGUUUAAAGUUCAAAAAACACAUUAUAUUCCACAUACUGCACAUUAUUGUUGCUCCUCUGUGCUUGGUCUUUCUGAAAUGUGCCGAUUUUUACAAAGCUCAUCAUUCUGAGAAGCGAGGCAUGCUCUGAUUGGCCAGCUAUCCAGUGCGUUGUGAUUGGCCAAAUACCUCAAGCAUGAAACGGAAAUGUUACGCCCCUUAUCGUAUCCUGGCGUGACCACACAAAAACAAUAAAACUCACAAUAAACGAGGCAUUUGUUGCAUCCAGUGGGGACAUAAUUACUGAUUAUAAUGACUUAUACUGUCUUUUUACGGCUUGCGUUGCAUUGCGCCGCGUAAACAUUACCAUGUCUGCAUUAGUGAUCAGAGAAACGACAAACAACAAGCACUACUUUAAAUUAGGGCUGGGUAUCGAUUCAGAUGUCCCGAUUCAAUUCUAUUUCGAUUCGCAAGCUCUCGAUUUGAUUCGAUUCUCGAUAUUUAUUUUUAUUUUUAUUACAUUCAGUGAAUAUAGUUUUGAUACAAAUGCAAUUGAUAUUUCUAAAAAUGAACAGUAAACAUCAGUUUACAAAUGGUGUAUUAAUAAAAAGAAAUUAAGAGCCACAGGCCUGUAUUUUAAACUUAUUCUUUUUUUGUACAAGGUCCUUUUUUUAAAACAAAAAUAAGUCCCUAUAAAAUGCUCUUUUAAAUUUUUUCUGGUAAUCAGAUGAAGGCAUAAAACAUUAAUUUAAUUUAUCCUAAUCAAAUUGAUCUUAAUUUAUCCUAAAAAUUAAACCCCUUUAUUUUUUGGCAAACAAAGUCCUGCACAACAGAGGUUUACUGUUAAAAUUAAAAAGA
Onychostoma macrolepis is the source of this 4545-nucleotide messenger RNA. Its product is annotated as gastrula zinc finger protein XlCGF8.2DB-like. Gene Ontology annotation, cellular component: PcG protein complex; transcription regulator complex. Gene Ontology annotation, molecular function: RNA polymerase II cis-regulatory region sequence-specific DNA binding; DNA-binding transcription factor activity, RNA polymerase II-specific. The record is from RefSeq and is a predicted model, not a curated record. Bases 310 to 1209 code for a protein of 299 amino acids. The transcript has 3 exons. NCBI's taxonomy places the organism in Eukaryota, Metazoa, Chordata, Actinopteri, Cypriniformes, Cyprinidae. Gene Ontology annotation, biological process: regulation of transcription by RNA polymerase II.